Messenger RNA from Penicillium argentinense, 294 nucleotides. RefSeq lists its product as uncharacterized. The record is from RefSeq and is a predicted model, not a curated record. Lineage: Eukaryota; Fungi; Ascomycota; Eurotiomycetes; Eurotiales; Aspergillaceae. The transcript has a single exon. Bases 1 to 294 code for a protein of 97 amino acids.
AUGGAGAACGUCAACGUCGCCGAGCUCGUGGAGCGCCUCGGCAGCGAUGAAGAUGCCGUCCGCAAAAUGGCCGUCUUCAAGCUCCAGAGCAACAUCGGCGACCCAUCCUUCGCUGACCUCUUUAUCGCCGAGGGCGGCUUGGUUCGUCUGCGCUAUCUCACCCUCCAUGCCAGCGGCAAUACCCUCGCCUACAGUUUAACCAGCUUUGCGAGGCUGCUAGAGGUUGACAAAGGGUGGGAAUGUGUGGACGCCGAAUUGGUCGAGCGAGUAAGCACACCCCCUCCGCAGCAGUAA